AUGGAACCGUUCACCAUCUCCAUGGAUCCCGACCCCCGGCUCAACCCCGCAGACUCCCAGGACAUCUUCGACGACGUCUGGGGCUCGGCGCCGGGCUCGCCCACCAUCGUCCAGCUGGACGCCCCCUCAGGCGCGCAUCCCUCUGAUAUCCCGAGGCUGCAGGCCGAACACACCACCGCCGGCUACCGCGAGGGCGUCACCGCGGCCAAGGCCACGAGCAUCCAGGAGGGCUUCGACGAGGGCUUCAGCCUCGGCGCCGAAAUCGGGUCCCUCGCCGGCCAGCUGCUUGGUCUCCUCGAGGGCAUCGCCAACGCCCUGGACGGCGGCCGGGAGGAGGCCGUCGCGAAGGAGGCCAGACGGGCUCUGGACGAGGCCAGGGCCGAGCUCAAGCCCGAUUCCAUCUUCGGGGCUAAGUUCUGGAACACCGACGGCACCUGGAAGUUCGAGGUCGAGAAGAAGCCUCAGUCGGGCGAUGAGGAGAUUCUCUUUGCCGACGUGGCUCGUGCCCACCCCCUCGUUCAGAAAUGGACAAAGGCCGUAGACGCCGAGAUCGAGCGAUGGGGCAUCGUCCUCAAUGCCAUCGGCGAUGCUGAGGAGCACGAGAGACAGCCGAGUCCGGAGCGGGUGCCGAGCUCAGCGGUUCCGCAGACGAAGAAGGCGCUCGACUGGUGA
This is a messenger RNA of Colletotrichum karsti, 672 nucleotides long. Its product is annotated as ABC1 domain containing protein. The record is from RefSeq and is a predicted model, not a curated record. The coding region runs from base 1 to 672 and encodes 223 amino acids. NCBI's taxonomy places the organism in Eukaryota, Fungi, Ascomycota, Sordariomycetes, Glomerellales, Glomerellaceae. The transcript has a single exon.